Molecule: messenger RNA, 1982 nt
Organism: Oldenlandia corymbosa var. corymbosa
Lineage: Eukaryota; Viridiplantae; Streptophyta; Magnoliopsida; Gentianales; Rubiaceae
Source: the annotation of a GenBank genome assembly
AUUCUUACCGCCACAAGAAUUUCCUCCAAUUGCAUGCUUAAUCAUUACAUCACCACUUUUUUCCCAUUGAUUAAUGACCACAAAUUUCACACCUUAUGAUAAUUAAUCUAGAUACAAAUCUCAUAUUCAUCAUCCAGUCUACUACUAACUUCAUCACUUAACCCAUUACUAAUGUGUGUAAAUUCAAAAGCCUCCGAACCCAUAAAGCAUACACACCCAUCACAAAUUUCUCAUAUCCAUUUCAAGUUAUCAAACAAUCAACUUGCAAAUUGAUUUGGUCUGACUGCAUAGAAAUGGCAGCAAAACAGGAAAUUGUUGAACCCAAAAUCCCAGAAGUAUUGUUGAAUUCAGGCCACAAAAUGCCAGCAAUUGGAUAUGGAUGUGGUGGCGGAACAUUUCCACUAUUAGAAGAAUCGAUAUCGAUUUUUCUUAAGGCCAUGGAAAUUGGUUACAGGCACUUUGACACAGCAUCUUCUUAUGGAACAGAGGAGGCCCUUGGUAAAGCAGUGGCAAGAGCUUUAGAAAUUGGUUUGAUAAAGAAUAGAGAUGAAUUGUUCAUCACCUCAAAGCUCUGGGUUACACAAAAUCAUCCUGAUCUCGUUCUUCCAUCGCUCAAGCAAACUCUUGAGACUAUUGGGCUAGAGUAUUUGGACCUUUACCUUGUUCACUGGCCAGUGAGGGUCAAAAAGGAGGCAGAUGCAUUCAAGCUUACAGAAGGUGAUGUUCUGCCUUUCGAUAUGAUUGGGACAUGGAAGGCCAUGGAAGAUUGCUCCAACUUGGGUUUGACAAAAUCAAUUGGUUUGAGCAACUUUUCUUGUGAAAAGAUUUCAAAACUCCUUGAAAAUGCCACCAUCCCACCUGCAGUCAAUCAGGUAGAGAUGAAUGUUGGAUGGCAGCAAAGAAAAUUGAUGCCAUUUAGCAAAGAGAAAGGAAUACAUGUGUGUGCUUGGUCUCCACUUGGAGCUUAUGGUCGUGCGUUUUGGGGUUCUAAUGCUGUCAUGGAGAAUGAAAUUCUCAAAGAUAUUGCCGCUUCUAAGAGCAAGACCAUUUCUCAGGUGGCGCUAAGAUGGAUAUAUGAACAAGAAGCAACUCCAAUAGUCAAGAGUUUCAACGAGGAAAGGAUGAAGCAAAACCUUCAAAUAUUUGAUUGGGAACUCACUAAAGAAGAGCACGAUCUAAUUCUGCAGAUUCCUCAACGUAGAGUUGGUACUGGGGAUAUUUUUGUUUACAAAAAUGGACCAAUUAAAUCUGUUGAAGAAUUGUGGGAUGGGGACAUAUGAAGAAGUAGUAUUUGCACUACAAUAUGAACCGCGAGUAAUCCAAACCGUUGUUAUGACCAUGAUUCCGAUCGUUUCUUUUUCACUACUUUGAUAUUGAGGGCUGUCCUGGUGUACCCAAUAAUAUUCCGUGACUAUUCUAUUAUAUAUGUGAUACUGUUCCAUGCAUAGGAAUUUCACUAAAUUGUGUUAGUACAUAUUUUUGUAUAGUGUAUAUUGUAUACCAUAUAUAAUAUGAGAUUUUGGAUCUAUGCAUGCAUGGCUGAUUGCUUGUUCUUGUAUCUCGGAGAUAAUCAAGUGAACACACAGUUCCUCUAUUUUUGUUCUUCUGUCAAUGACAAAACAGAGUUUGAUUAUUGUUUCAUUUGAAAAUUGUUAAUGCUAGCAAGUCUCAUAGCUUUGCUUGGGCUAGCUUUUCAAUAUUUCUAACUAAACAAGUGCACAAGGUAGGUGGUUCAGCGCAAUAGGAAUACAAUGCGAAGAAACUUAUAAUAAAACUAACUUAUUAAUACAAUAAGUUUCUUUAAUGAAUUCAAUCCAAGUAAACUACAAUGUGUUGAGGUUGGGAUCAAUAAAGAGUAAUUAAUAAGUAAGUUGGUCUCAAAACCUAUUACAUGUAGAUUUUAGGUUUAGAUUGGUUUCUUAUUUACUUUUUUGGGCUUGAGAUUAGAAUUCUCUGGGUCUUAUCUUCCGAGCCAAAAUUCC